Molecule: messenger RNA, 4611 nt
Organism: Theileria annulata
Lineage: Eukaryota; Apicomplexa; Aconoidasida; Piroplasmida; Theileriidae
Exons: 2
Coding region: 1-4611 (1536 amino acids)
Biological process (GO): N-terminal peptidyl-methionine acetylation
Cellular component (GO): cytoplasm
Molecular function (GO): protein binding; protein-N-terminal amino-acid acetyltransferase activity
Source: RefSeq, a predicted model, not a curated record
AUGACAAAUCAAGAAUUAAAAGUUGGACCUACAACAUCUGUACAAAUUUUAUCAUCUAAAGAUGCUUCUUCAUUUAAAACUAUGAUGGUAAUAUAUAUACUAUUUAUACUAGAAUUAUAUAAUAAUAAGAGUUAUAAGAAAGCAUUAAAAAUAGCUGAUACUAUAUUAACUAAGAAUCCAAAUCAUGGUGAAACAUUAUCAAUUAAAGCUUUAUUAUUAUUAUCAUUAUCACAUACUAAUAAUACCACAUCUAAUACUACACAUGAGAGAUCACAUGACACAACUGGUAAGAGAACAAAUGAGAAAAAAAAUGAAAAAUCUAAUGAAUCAACUAAAAACUCAUCUCAUGAUAAAUCUCACGAAAAAUCUAAUGAAAAAUCUAAUGAAACACGUAAAAUAGUAACUAAUGAGAAAUCUCAUGAGAGAACAAAUGAAAAAACUAAUGAAGAGAGAGAUAUGAGUGAGAUAAUAGAUAUAGCAAAAAGAGGAUUAAGAAAUGGUAUAAAUAGUUAUAUAUGUUGGUAUUCAUUAGGUAUGAUAUAUAGAAAUAUGAGAAGAUAUAAAGAUACGAUAAAAUGUUAUAUAAUGGCAUAUAAAUUGGAUAUGAAGAAUGAGCGUUUAUUAAGAGAAAUAUGUAGUUUGGAAAUAGAAAUAAAUGAUUAUUCAGGAUUUAGAAAAUAUGCAAGUAUCCAAUUGAAAUUGAAACCAAAAGAAUAUCGUGAAUGGUUAAUCUUUGCAUUUUCACAACAUUUAUGUGGAAAUUUAAAAUUAGCAAUUGAAAUAUUAGAAGAAGCUGAUAAAUUAUUUACUCAUAAUAAUAUUGAUGAACUUGAAUUAAGUGAAUCAAUAAUGUAUCAUGCAAUGUUAUAUGAACAUUUACAUGAAUAUGUAAAAUGUUCUUCAUUAUUACAAUUAAAAUCACAUUUAGUAAAAGAUCAAUUAACUUUUCUAGAAUUAAAAGCUAAAGCAGAUUUUUUCUCUAAUAAUAUCAAAUCUGCCAAUGAAAUUUAUAAAAAAUUAAUACAAUUGUACCCAUCAAAUUGUAAAUUUUUAUUCUUAUAUUUUUUAACACAUACAAAUAUUAAUAUAAGAAAAUUAUUUACAAUUAAUAUAGAAUAUAUACAGAAGGAUAUUAGAUUACGUUACGGUGCUUGGUCCACGGCAACUAACAGUACUAAGGAUAGUAAGGAUAUUAAGGAUAGUAAGGAUAUUGGUAGUAAGGAUAGUAAGGGUAUUAGUAGUAGUAAGGAUAGUAGUAAGGAUAUUGGUACAGUGGGAGCAAGCACCGUAACUGAGGGAAAGGGAGCUAAUUUUAUGCCUAUGGAAUGUACUAGUGAGAAAAUUUUGAAUGAAAUUGCUGUUGUAACUAAAACUGGGGAGUCCAGUACUUUUUCCGUGGAUACUAAGGGAGUUGGUGGUACUGAGGGAGAUAUUAAGGGAGCUAGUGAUACUAGGUUCGAAUCCCAGUCCAGUAAUACUACUGGCCGUGAACCAGACACCGUUACGGAAGAAAGUUGUAUAAUAUUAAGUGAAGAAAUAUUUGAUAUAGAUGGUGAAUAUUCAAUAGGUGGUUGGUUAUUAGAAAAUAAAUUAUAUAAUAAUAUUAAUUAUUAUUUAUUACAUAAAAAUAAUGGUAAAAAUAAUAAUAAUGGUAUUAAUGGUAUUAAUGGUAAUAAUGAUAAAUUAUUGGUAAAUUCAAUAAAUUCAAUAAAUUCAAUAAAUUUUGGUAAAAAAUCAUAUAAUUUAAUUAAUUUAUAUAAUGAAAGUUUAUAUAAAAAUUCAGAAAGUUUAUAUAAAAUAUUUGAAAAUUUGGAUUAUAAAGAAUAUGUGAAGAAAAUGAUGAGAAAAUUGAAUAAGAAAAUUGAUAUAGAAAAAAUAAUAUCAAUAGAAGAAUUAAUAAAAGUAAUAAAUUGUUAUAUAGAAAUAUUAGAUUCCAAUAUAAUCUAUAGAAAAAUAAUGAAAAAAGAUAAUUAUCCAUUAUAUAUAUUAACAAGAGAAUUAAAAGAAUCUGAAGAAAAUUUAUUAUUAGAAACUUUAGAUGAAUUAAAUUUAAAAGAUAAAUUUGUAUAUAAUUCUUUUCAAUUUUUAUUCUCAAAUAAUUUAAAUUUCUAUACUCGAGCUAAAAAAUUUAUUCUCACAUCUAUAGAAUUGGGAAAAAUUAAUAUUAUUAAAACAUUUACACAUGUUUUAACUUUUAAAAAAUUUUAUAUAUUAUUAUACAUAUGUUAUGAAUUUCUCGGUACGGUGUCAGGUACUACGGAUAGUAAUGGACCUAAGGUUAGUAGUAGUACUAAUAGUAAUAAGGAUAUUAGUAGUACUAAGGGUACCGUAGGAGCAAGCACCGUUACGGAGGAAAAUAUUAGUACUAAUUUUGCUGCUUCGGGAAAGGGAGCUAAUUCUAUGGGUAUGGAGUGUACUACAGGAAAGGGAGCUAAUUUUACAGCCAUAGAGUGUACUAGUGAGAAAAAUUCUAAUGAAAUUGCUGUUGUAACUAAAACUGGGGAGUCAAGUACUUUUGUGGAUACUAAGGCGGUUGGUGUGGGUACUAAGGAAAGUCCUUUUGGGGCUGAUGAUGAGAAAACUACUGGCCGUGAACCUCACUCCGUUACGGAGAAAAAAAUAUAUAAUAAUUAUUUUAAAUUAAUAAUUAUAAUAUUGAUGGGACAAUUAUAUGAUAAUUUGGGAUUAUAUAAUGAAGCAUUAGAAGUGGUAAAUAAAGGAUUUGAAAUAACAUUAACAUCAAUAGAUUUAUUAUGUUUACGUGGUAAAAUUUAUAAACAUUUAUGUCAAUAUUUAAAUAGUUUUAAUGAUUAUAAUUUAGCAAGUGAACUUGAUAAAUCUGAUCGUCAAAUUAGUGUUAAAUGUUCUAAAGCAUUUAUACGUAUUAAUAAUUUCAAAUUAGCACAUCUCAAAUGGAAAUCUUUUCUAAUUGAAGAUAUAAACAAUAAAUUUAAUAAUUUAAAUAAUAUAAAUAAGGAAAAUAUAAAUGAAAAGGAAAAUAUAAAGGAAAAUAUGAGAGAAAUUGAAAAUAAUAUUGAAAUUCCAAGUUUUAAAUUUUUAAUUAUGAUUUAUUUACAAAAAUAUUUUUUAAUAUUAAUCAAUAGGAUUAAUUCCAUUACGGUGACUGGUCCAACAAACAGUAUUGGUACCUCUGGAAAGGGAGCUAAUUUUACAGCCAUAGAGUGUACCCCUGGAAAGGGAGCUAAUUUUAUGGGUAUGGAGUGUACUAGUGAGAAAAAUAUUAAUGAAAUUGCUGUUGUAACUAAAACUAGGGAGUCGAGUACUUUUUCUGAGGAAAGUAUGAGUAAGGAUAUUAAGGGUAGUGAGGGUACUAGUGGUACAGUUGGAGCAAGCACCGUAACGGAUAACUUAUUAGAAAUAUAUUUAGGAUAUAAAGAAAUAUUAGAAAAACAUUUAGAAAUAUAUACAAAUCAAUUAGAUUUUCAUAAUUAUUGUUUAAAUCGUUUAUCAUAUAGAAUUUAUUAUAAUUUUUUAAAAUUAAAAAAUAAUUUUUGUACACAUUAUUAUUUCUUAAAAUCUUUUAAAAAUAUUAUUAAAAUUGUUUUAGAGUUAGUUUCUCACGUAACGGUGCCCGUUACGGAGCUUGGUCCAACAGACAGUACUAACAGUACCAACGGUAACACUACUGAGGAAAAUUCUAAUAAAGUUGCUGCUGUAACUAAUACUGGGGAAUCAGGUACUUUUAAUGAGGAUGGUGAGGGAGUUAGUGGUACUAAUGAUACUAAUACUACUAAGGAGUCAGGUACUGAGGAAACUUCUCUUGGUGGACCAGACACCGUAAUGGAGAAAUAUAAAGAUGAAAUAAAUUAUUGUAUAGAAUGGAUGAAAAUAGUAUUAGGACAAAGAGUAUAUGAUCCAGGCCUAUAUGCAUUAUUUUAUAAAUUAGCAAAUAUAACAAAUAUGAAUAUAUUAUUCAAAUUACAAUGUAUCAUGAGAUGUUAUUAUUCAUCCAAAUGUAAUCCAUUCAAUCAUCAUCUAAUACAAUUAAUCUCACAUUUACUCAUUCAAUUACAAUUCUACAUACAAUUCGGACAAUCUGGACAAUCAACACAAUCUACUGUACAUUCUACUGGACUAACUGUACAUACUAUUGGACUGAAUUUAACGGAAUUUGAAAAAAAAUUGAUAAUUAAAGUAUUGAAAAUUUGUAUACCAUAUGAAAAUUUAAUUAAUAAAAUUAUUCAUACAGUUAAUACCGUUACGGUGCUUGGUCCAACGGCCAACAGUAGUACUAGUACUAAAGGACCUAAUACUGAGGAAACCUCUUUCAGUUCUGUUGGAGCAAGCACCGUAAUGAAUAAUUGGUCUAGAGAGUAUAUAGAUAAUAUAAAAGAAUAUAUAAUGAAUAUGAGAUAUGAUUAUAAAGGAUUAAAAGGAUUAGUAAUGACAAGUUAUAAUGAUAGAGAAGUGGAAUAUUUGGAAGACAUUUUCAUGGAUUUCAAGAGAAUAUAUGAAGGAAUACACUAUAAUGACUAUAUUAAGAUUCAAAAAUUCCUAAUGGAAGUCAUUUGUACAUGUCAUAAAUCACAAAAUCAACAAUUCCUCAUUACACAAUUACAAUUAUUACAAUCACAAUAUACUAAACAUUAA